Anneissia japonica is the source of this 3376-nucleotide messenger RNA. Its product is annotated as zinc transporter 2-like. The coding region runs from base 190 to 1347 and encodes 385 amino acids. Gene Ontology annotation, biological process: response to zinc ion; zinc ion transmembrane transport. Gene Ontology annotation, molecular function: zinc ion transmembrane transporter activity. Lineage: Eukaryota; Metazoa; Echinodermata; Crinoidea; Comatulida; Comatulidae. The transcript is spliced from 6 exons. Gene Ontology annotation, cellular component: plasma membrane. The record is from RefSeq and is a predicted model, not a curated record.
UAUAUUGUCGUCACAUGACAGUGUGAGUGAGUGAAUGAUAGGUUGGGGAAGGUCGAGCGAAGAAAUCGGAGAAGGCUACUACACAAAGUGAUUUUUUUUCCGCAUUAUUAUUAAUCAAUAUGGAAUGGGAUCUUCUGCAAGGAACGUCUACACAUUUGAAGUUUAACACUUUUUACCUUUACCAGUAUUAUGAAUACAACGGAAAUAUAUGUUGAAGACAGGGAAAUGGAAGGGAUACAUAAGCCAGGCCCCUGCGAUAAUUCCGAAAUCAGGUCGUCAGGCUCAAUCAUGAACGGUGGGCCUGCUGGACUGCAGUCACAUUACACUGAUGGGCUAGGCCUAGGCCUAGAUGAUGUUAGGGUGAGAGGGCGAAAUACUUCUCCACCAGAUCUAUCACAUACAGAGGAGUAUUAUAGUCGAUCUAGCUUCCAGGCCGGAACAUACACUCGAUUGAACGAUUCGAAUAGAGACUUCUUUAUCGAAGACGAUGAUGAACCGUUGUUAAAUUUGGCUGAAGUGGAGGACAACAACCAUUGUCAUUCAGCUCAAGAGGAAUAUUCCAAUCGGGGUGCAAGGAAUCAACUAAUUGUGGCCAGCGUUAUUUGCCUUGUUUUUAUGAUUGGGGAAUUUGUUGGUGGUUACUUAGCUAACAGUUUGGCUAUCAUGACAGAUGCUGGUCAUUUGUUGAGUGAUUUUGCAAGCUUUAUGAUCAGUUUGUUUGCAUUGUGGCUAGCAAACUUGAAGCCAACCACUAAGAUGUCAUUUGGUUUCUAUCGAGCAGAGGUGCUGGGAGCAGUGCUCAGUAUCCUUAUUAUCUGGGUUCUCACUGGUAUACUUGUGUACUUAGCUGUCCUGCGGUUUAUACAUAAAAACUUUGAAAUUAAUGCAGACAUCAUGUUGAUCACUGCAGGCUGCGGAGUCUUCCUCAAUAUAGUGAAAGAUAAACCAGACAUAAAGCUAGCAGACCCUAUAUGUACAUUUAUUUUCUCAGUUUUGGUUUUAAUAACAACUGUCACAAUAUUAAGAGAUGCAGUCUAUCUGCUUAUGGAAGGUGUGCCAAAGAGUAUUAGCCUCCAACAUGUUCACGAUGACCUGCAAGCCAUUGAGAAUGUGCAGACCGUCCACAGCCUAAACGUGUGGUCACUAACGGUCAAUAGAGUUGCACUUGCCGUCCAUCUCACUGUUGCAAAAGAAGACCUGACAGCAGAUAUGUACCAGACAAUUCUGUGCAAGGCAUCAUGUCUGCUGCGUAAGAAGUUUGCCAUUAACCAGAUCACCAUACAAGUGGAGGAGCACCAGGACGAUAUCAUGUCCAACUGUAAAGAGUGCAAGGGACCCUGUUCAUAAAAAUCUACUGUAAUAUUUUUUUAAUGAUAGUUUGUUAAUAAAUGGUCACAGGUUAUAAAUAUCAGUGUUAAGUUUAGUAGUGGGUCCAGAGAAUGUGGGAGGACAAAUGACCAUAUGCCAAAAUUCCAAAUUUUCUUAAAAUAUAUACUGAAACUGACCCACACCUGCAGGGAUAGAUCUAAGAGGAGAAACAGGCAGCUAAGCCUCUCUACCCCACCUCCCCCCUGCCCCUUCCCAAAAAAAAGACAAGUUAAUUUUCGAUUUAAAUUUCAUGUACCAGUGUUUUUUGUUAGGCAUUUCAUAACAAAAAUCGCAAACACCAGUCCCUCCCCCUGCUUGGUACUUCGCAUGUUGCAUGGCCCCUACUCACUGGAUCCCCCUUGUGUUCCCACCCUCUAACAAAUUUAGAUAACAUUUGCUUAAUAUGAAGUAUAUCACCUUGAUAGCAGCUGUCCAACUGAAUCUGACUAUAUCUGGUGGAGCUUACGCUACUGUAAGAGAGUUGGAAAUCAGGGAGAGAAUGGCCUAUUUCCACCCCCUAAACCCCCUUCAAUUAGUGCUGCCUCUGAUCAUUAGUACAGUACUUCAUUAUAUACACAUCUAUUUUCAUGUGUUCCCUGUUAAUUUUUUUUUUUUUGGAUAAUUGUGUCACAUAUUAAGGUGAAAAAAUACAAGUACUAAUACUGUAUAUAGCAUUUUCUUCCAAAGUGAUCAUUUAAUUUCAAUUUGUAAGAGUGGUUGCCAGGAUAAUGGCUAAAUUUUCAAGAUUCAAAGAUUUAUUUACUACAUAAAAAAUGAUUAUAAUGAUUUGUUUGGUAUUAUGGCAUUAGAUUGAUACUGUUUUAGUACUUAAUUAAAUUUUUAAAUGAGAACUUUCUAUUUAAUAAAAGUUAAAAAUAUUUUAAUAUAAAUUUAUCAAAACAGCCACCUAUAGGUAAAAUUGUAUAGCCACAAGUGAUAAUUACAGGAUAUUUUAGUUACUUGUUUUCUUUAUUAAGCAUGAUAGGAAAUUAUAAUAAUAAUAAUAAUAAUAUAUACAUGUAGGAUAAUAAUUCAAAAAUAAUUUUAUUGCCGCAUUAUUUAUUUUAAUACUGCAAUGAUGAUAAAUUAAAAUUAUAAGGCACAUAUCUCUAAAAAUGAAAGACACAGUGCAUGUUGGCCUUUAAAAUAGCAACUGAUUUUGAUGUAGUGAUGUGUUAAAUCACAGAUAAAUGUGAAGUGGCAGCCAAAUAUUAAGUAAGGUCUGUAACCAUAUGUUUGAGUGAUAAUAUGCAGAAAAAUUAGCUAAGAAUAAAGAAUGGUAAUCAAAGCGCUUUUAAGUCGUAUUUACACAGACAUCUUAUAACUGAUGGAAAAGAACUCUCUGUAGCAGUUGCACAACUUGCAUGCAUUACGAGAUUCGAUAACAUAUUUUAGCUUUGUUUUAAUCGUUUUUUUUUAAUGAGUACUUAAAGAAUCCGAUGUGUUUUGACAACUAUUACCAUUGGUUACUAUAAUUAGGUCUUGUGAAUGAUACAUUAAUGCAUAAAAAUACAUAAAAUAUUAUACAAAUAAUGAAUGUUUGAGUGCAAUGGGAAGAAUAUUUUCACGAGUUGAAUGAAACAGUCAAUCUUUCAAUUUAUGAAAAUAUUCUUUACAUUCCAUGAAUAAAAAAACAUGCAUUAUUCAUUUUAUAACACACCUAAAAUAGAUCCUUGUUAUUUGAUGUCUUAUAUAAAGUUUUAUCUACCUUGCUUCAGAAUGGAAGGGUCUAUCUUCUUUUAACCGAUGAAAACAUUGUAUUAGCUGGAGGCAUGCAAUGGGACAAAAACGAAUGGAGCAAAAUGUUCAUGAUAAGUGACGAAAUGGUGAUAUGCAAUCCACUAAUCAAAUGAUAAGGAUCAAUUUAGGUGUGUUAUAAAUGUAAAUGAAUAUUAUAAUAAUGCAUACAAAUACGUAAACAGGAGUAUGUCAUGCUAUUAAUAUACUUUCAUGCCAAUUAUAAAAUUAUUACACUGAAGUAAAAGUAUAUUCUAUCUUUGAGCAUUUA